This is a messenger RNA of Fusarium verticillioides 7600, 615 nucleotides long. RefSeq lists its product as hypothetical. Gene Ontology annotation, molecular function: S-adenosylmethionine-dependent methyltransferase activity. NCBI's taxonomy places the organism in Eukaryota, Fungi, Ascomycota, Sordariomycetes, Hypocreales, Nectriaceae. The transcript has a single exon. The record is from RefSeq and is a predicted model, not a curated record. Bases 1 to 615 code for a protein of 204 amino acids.
AUGUCCCAACUCGAGCGCUCCCUCAAAGCGACCAGCGUCUCAGAGACGCUAAGUACAUACAAUGAAUGGGCAAACACCUACAACCAAGACGUCGAAAAAGAAGAAUACGUCGCUCCCCUCCUCGCAUCCCAGGAUCUACUCACCCAUCUCAACACUCAAAUCUCCUCCGCUAAGAUUCUCGACGCCGGCUGCGGAACAGGUCUCGUCGGCAAAGCCCUGACCGACCUCGGCGCCUCAAACAUCCACGGCAUAGAUCUAAGCCCCGGUAUGUUAGAAGUAGCCAACAGAACAGGCGUUUACAAAUCACUCAACGUCGCGAAUCUCGCUGAAAAGCUUGAUAUUCCUUCACAGAGCUAUGAUGCGGUUAUUUGUGUCGGGACUAUGACGGAGGGACAUGUUGGACCUGAGGCAUUUGAUGAGUUUGUGAGAGUUACUAAAGCUGGGGGCGUUAUUGUUUCGACGAUUCGAGAGUCGGUUUGGCAGGUGAAGGGGUAUGAGGAUAAGGUUAAUGGGCUUGAGGAGCAGGGCAGGGUUAAGAUUGUGGGGAGGAAGAGGGAGCAUCAGAGGAUUGGGGCUGGUGUUUAUGCGUAUUUUGUUGUUUUACAGGUUUGCUGA